This is a messenger RNA of Cyclopterus lumpus (lumpfish), 1907 nucleotides long. It is a transcript of the gene tab1, whose product is annotated as TGF-beta activated kinase 1/MAP3K7 binding protein 1. Gene Ontology annotation, molecular function: protein serine/threonine phosphatase activity. Gene Ontology annotation, biological process: protein dephosphorylation. NCBI's taxonomy places the organism in Eukaryota, Metazoa, Chordata, Actinopteri, Perciformes, Cyclopteridae. The coding region runs from base 28 to 1527 and encodes 499 amino acids. The transcript has 11 exons. The record is from RefSeq and is a predicted model, not a curated record. Gene Ontology annotation, cellular component: cytosol.
UAUGAAGCCCUAAACGCACCGUCCAACAUGGCGGCCCAGCGCAGGAAUUUGAUCCAGAGCCAUCAGAGCUGGACGGACGACCUGCCGCUGUGUCAGCUGUGCGGCGUCGGCACGGCGGCCAACUGUGCGUACGGCACCGAUGGUAAAGGAACGCAGAGCCACCCCAACGAGGACGGACACCUGAGGUUCAGAGGCGAGGACGGCUGCUUCCUGUAUGGCGUCUUCAAUGGUUACGAUGGCAGCAGAGUGGCCAGCUUCGCCUCCCAGUGUCUGACGGCCGAACUGCUGCUCGGCCAGCUCAACUCCAGCCACUCGGACAGCGACGUGCGGCGCAUCCUCACCCAGGCCUUCGAUGUGGUGGAGAAGAGCUUCUUUGAGACGAUAGACGACGCUCUGGCUGAGAAAGCUCACCUGUCCAACUACCUCCUCCCACACAACGAGAAUGUGUCUUUCCACCAGAACCAGAAGGUGCAGGAGCGUCUGAAGGAGUUGGAGCACGAGGUUUCUGGAGGAGCGACGGCCGUGGUGGCUCUGAUCCUCAACAACAAGCUGUACAUCGCCAGUGUUGGGACCAACCGGGCGCUGCUCUGCAAGUCCAGCAGCGACGGCCAGAACCAGGUUCUCCAGAUCGGCCGGCCGCACAGCACCGACAACGAGGACGAGCUGCAGAGGCUGUCUGCACUGGGUGUGGAUCCGGCUCGGGUCCGGCAGGCGGGUCAGGUUGCCGGUCAGAGCAGCACCAGGAGGCUCGGAGACUACCGGGUCAAGUUCAACUACAAUGAGAUCGACCUGCUCAGUGCGGCCGAGACGAGGCCGGUCAUCGCCGAGCCGGAGAUCCACGGCAGCCAGUGUCUGGACGGCGUGACGGGCUUCCUGUUGCUGAUGUCGGAGGGCCUCAUCAACGCCCUGGAGUCCGCCCACGGCCCCGAACAGGCCAAUCAGGAAAUCGUUGCCAUGGUGGCGGCCGAGCUGGCCCUGCAGACCGGCCUGGAGGCUGUGGCCCAGUCGGUGGUCGAGCGCGUCAAGCGGCUGCACCACGACGUCUACGCGUCCGGCCGCCAGCGGGCGACCUUCUGCUCGCGGCACGAGGACAUGACGCUGCUCAUCCGCACGCUCGACUACCCGCUGGCCGACGGCGUGCUCACGCCCACGCAGGGCGGGCGUAUCUACCCGGUGUCGGUGCCCUACUCCAACAGCCAGAGCACCAGUAAAACCAGUGUCACCCUCUCGCUGGUCAUGCCUUCCCAAAAUACUCUCACCAAUGGAACCAACACCGCCUCCACCCUGGAGGAAGGAACCCCCACACCAGGCCAGAGCCCCACAGCCACCCUCCAGUCCACCAACACCCAGACCCAGAGCUCCAGCUCCAGCUCGGGGGACGGCAGCCUGUUCCGCCAGCGGGGCAGCCAGGCGGCGCAGCCCGACGAGACGGGGAGGGUCCCGCCCUACGUGGACUUCAGCCACUUCUACCGCCUGUGGGGGGGCGACCACGGCGAGGGCCCCCAGGCCGGGCUGGGCCCCCAGUGAGGGGGAGGGGCUUCACGACGGAGGGACGGCGGGUCCACCGAAUGCUUUUAACGAGAAGCUGAAGCUGCACGGGGACGCGUGGAGGAAGGACUCGCUCAGCUUUAUGGUUUUAAACCUGCUCAACGUCAACCUGAACUCGCCCGCCGGCUGCUUUUAUUUAUUAGCGGUUAUCAAAUAACCACAAAGACCAAAAUAAUAAUGUUUAAUCUUUUAUUCAAGUUUUCAUCCACAGGGUUUUAUCAUGAAAGGUUUCAACUCGUAAACGUUGUCUUCCUUUUUGUGUGUGAUGGAUACUGAGCAUGUGCAACUCACUCUCUCUCUCUCUUCUCUCUCUCUCACCCCAACAACAACAAGAUAAAACAAAACUAUGUCCAAGUGUA